This is a messenger RNA of Mauremys mutica (yellowpond turtle), 7193 nucleotides long. RefSeq names its product zinc finger protein 252-like. Gene Ontology annotation, molecular function: RNA polymerase II cis-regulatory region sequence-specific DNA binding; DNA-binding transcription factor activity. The record is from RefSeq and is a predicted model, not a curated record. Lineage: Eukaryota; Metazoa; Chordata; Testudines; Geoemydidae. The transcript is spliced from 5 exons. The coding region runs from base 215 to 3598 and encodes 1127 amino acids. Gene Ontology annotation, biological process: regulation of transcription by RNA polymerase II.
GGUGGGGGGAUGAGCGGAGGGGCAGGGAGGGGCCUACCUGUGCUCCCUUGUGGCCUCUGUCUCCUGCUCUUCUCCCUGCAUUUGGCUCUGGAAUGGUCGGAGCUAACUCUGUCCCCCGUCCCGAUGUCCCCCCAGCCCCUGGCUGCCCGGUGACCCGUGUGGUUGGUUCCCAGGUCACAGUGCGUGUGAAGGGUGAGGAUGUGACCCCGAGGAGAUGGAUGCCCCUGAAGCAUUAUGGGAAUCUCAGCGCACCCAGCAGCCCCAUCCCGCAUGGGGAUCCCUGGAGGAGGCGGCCCUGAGGAAGUGUGAGCUGCCAGGCGCCCCUGGAAAGGAGCCUGGAGUUGGAAGAGAAAUGGCAGGUGCUGGAAUCCUGAGCCGGGCUGAAGAGCAGCCUUGCAACAAAGGGCUUGAAAUGGUGCUGCCCCCGAGUGUAUCACAGAGUGGCUCAGGAGAGAGCAUUACCCACAGACCUGAGCAGGGAGGAGCCUGCAAGAGGCAGAAGAAGAUCCCAGCGGGGAAGGAGCCAGGCCCCCCAAAGGAACAUGACAGCAGAUUCAGGAAACUAACCCAGCUCUUUGCACAGGGGAGACCUCAGACCACAGGGGAUCUUCACCACGAGCAACACCAUAGAUGUCGAGACUGUGGGGAAGGCUUCAGGGAAAAGCAGGAGCUCACGGCUCACCGCAAGGUCCAUGAGAGAGAGAGACGCUAUCCCUGCGCUGAAUGUGGAAAGAGAUUCAGCUGUCCAGCACAUCUCAAAACCCACCAGAGAAGCCACACGCGCGAGAAGCCCUACUCGUGUGGAGAGUGUGGCAAACUCUUUGGCUAUCUCUACACGCUGACUACCCACCAGAGAACUCACACGGGGGAGGGCUUGUUCCCCUGCGACAAGUGCGGGAAAACCUUCACCAGCCCCUCGGACCUCAACAAGCACCAGCGCUCCCACACGGGUGAGCGGCCCUACCCCUGCACCGAGUGCGGGAAGCGCUUCAACCGGCUCUCCAACCUGAAAAUGCACCACAGGACUCACACGCAGGAGAGGCCCUACCCCUGCGCUGAGUGUGGGAGGCGCUUUGGCCACCUCUCCACGCUCGUGAGGCACCGGAGAGCCCACACAGGGCAGAGACCCUUCCCCUGUGCUGUGUGUGGCAAGACCUUCACUAGCAGGACAGGGCUGAGCAAGCACCAGAGAAUCCACACAGGCGAGCGGCCCUACCCCUGUGGCGAGUGUGGAAAACACUUUGGCUACCUCUGCGCUCUGACCACACACCAGCGGCUGCACACAGGGGAGAGACCCUUCUCCUGUGCUGAGUGUGGGAAAACCUUCACCAGCCCCGCGGACCUGACCAAGCACCAGCGCUCCCACACGGGCGAGCGGCCCUACCCCUGCGCUGAGUGCGGGAAGCGCUUCAGCCAGCUCUCCAACCUGACGAUGCACCAGAGGACUCACACACAGGAGAAGCCCUACCCCUGCGCUGAGUGUGGGAAGAGCUUCAAGUACCUGGCUUACCUCGCCAUUCACGAGCGCUCCCACACCGGGGAACGGCCCUUCCCUUGUGACAAGUGUGGGAAGAGCUUCAGCAACAAGUCAGCUCUCACCCGGCACCAGAGAAUCCACGCCAGAGCUGCAGGUGGGGACGAGCUGCAGCCCCCACAGGAGCCUGGACGUGUCCAGUGGGACCGAGGGAGAGAUGCAAGUUGGAGAACUAAAGCGCAGGCCCUAGCAGGGAUAAGCUGGUCCCUGAAGACAGAUGAGCAGCUCCUGGGUCUCCACAUCCAGGCUCCGCGAGAGAAUAUGGAAACAGCAGAGCCAACGGGCCCAAAAGCAGGGAAUGAGCUGGAGAGAGACGGGAAGGAGCCAGUCCUGGGACCACCCAUCUCAGUAAGUCCUCGAUGGUCCCGCACAGGAUGGCGACAGCUGAGGACUGAGCAGUGUGACAGGAUGUCCCAGUAUUGGAAAGAUCAACUUCAGGAGGAGCUACAGCGCUUACGGACACCUGCUGAGGUUGUGCCGACAUCAGUCCCUACAUCAAAAAACCCUCCGCUGCUGGAUUUGAACCCAGAGGAGGAUAUUGAGGCCUAUCUGGCUUCCUUCGAGCAAGUGGCUGAAGCCUGCCAGUGGCCCAGAGGAGAGUGGGUGACCCGCCUUGUGCCAGCCCUCAGCGGAAAAGCUCGGCAGGCCAUUAGCAGCCUGGAUGCCAGAGAUGCUGGAGAUUAUGGGAAGGUGAAGGCAGCUGUCCUGCGAGGGUGUGACAUUGGCAUGGAGACACAGCGCCAGCGCUUCAGGCAGUUCCGCUACCAGGAGGCCGAGGGGCCCCGGGCAGUUUUCUGCCGACUCUGGGAACUCUCCCAUCGAUGGCUGAAGCCGGAGAUCCGCACCAAGGAGCAGAUCAUGGAGCUGCUGAUCCUGGAGCAGUUCCUGACCAUCCUGCCGGAAGAAAUCCAGAGCUGGGUUUCUGAACAUUGCCCAGAGACGUGUGCCCAGGCAGUGUCCCUGGCUGAGGAUUUCCAGGUCACAGUGCGUGUGAAGGUUGAGGAUGUGACCCCAGAGGAGAUGGAUGCCCCUGAAGCAUUAUGGGAAUCUCAGAGCACCCAGCUGGAGCCACCGCAGCCCCAUCCCGCAUGGGGAUCCCCGGAGGAGGCAGCACUGAGGAAGUGCGAGCUGCCAGGCGCCCCUGGAAAGGAGCCCCGAGUUGGACAAGAAAUGGCAGGUGCGAGGAUCCUGAGCAGGACUGAGAAGCAGCCUCACGACGAAGGGCCUGAAAACCUGCAGCCCCCCAGCAUAUCACAGCAGGAUUCAAGAGAGAGCAUUAACCACAGACCUGAGCAGAAAGGAGCCUGCAAGAGGCAGAAGAGGAGCCCAGCGGGGAAUGAGCCAGAUCCCCUAGGGGAAUGUGAGAGUGGAUUCAGGAGACUAAUCGAACCUCCUGCAUCGGGGAGACCUCGGACUGCAGGGGACCUGCACCAUCAGAACAGCAUUCACAGGACAGAGAAGCCCCAUAAAUGUCGAGAUUGUGGGGAAAGGUUCUGGGAGAAGCAGGCGCUCACGGCCCAUGGGAGAGUCCAUGAGAAGGACAGACCAUAUCCCUGUCCUGAAUGUGGAAAGAGUUUCAACAGACUGACCCAUCUCAAAACCCACCAGAGAACCCAUACGGGAGAGAAACCCUAUUUCUGUGCCGAAUGUGGGAAGAACUUCGGCCACCUCUCCACGCUCAUUACACACCAGAGGCUGCACACAGGGGAGAGACCCUACUCCUGUGAUGAGUGCGGGAAAACUUUCACGAACCCCUCGGACCUCAACAAGCACCAGCGCUCCCACACGGGUGAGCGGCCCUACCCCUGCGCUGAGUGCGGGAAGUGCUUCAGCCAGCUCUCCAACCUGACGAUGCACCAGAGGACUCACACACAGGAGAAGCCCUACCCCUGCGCUGAGUGUGGGAAGAGCUUCAAGUACCUGGCUUACCUCGCCAUUCACGAGCGCUCCCACACUGGGGAACGGCCCUUCCCCUGCACUGAGUGUGGGAAGAGCUUCAGUAACAAAUCCUCUUUGGCCCGCCACCUGAGAAUCCACUCCAGAGCCGCAGCCAUGGACAAGUGAGACCCUCCCACCAGAGGGCUCCGCUCUGGUCGUGUGUGUAUAAGAACGUGAAGCAGGGCCUGAGAGAAGCUAGCCCCAUGCCCACUAACCAAACCAUCCCUGUCACGGACACCAGGGGGUGUGAAUUGGGGCUUCACCUUAGUCCUCUGAGGUGUCCCGAUUCCGGAACUGCCCCAGCAGUGAUUUGCUCCUUCCUGCUUGAACUAGUGAGGAGAGGGCCACUCUAGGGGCUUGUCUGUGCUGUAAAUUAACUUCUUGUAACUCAAAUGUUGUCCCACACUCAAGUCCCAUCCACAUACAGUACCUUUAAGUGGGUGCAGUGGUGCUGUGACCCCAAGUUGGCCAGCCCAAGGAGGGGGCAUAGGCUAAAACUGGAGCACAACUCAUCAGCUGCUAACACAGCGCCUCUGUAGUGUGGCUCCAGGCUUGUGUCACGUGCAUAUCGCUAGUUCUCCAGUGCCUAGCCCACGAGUCCCCUAGCGUGCCCAGAAAGGACAGAAGUUCUCCCACUACACACUGGGAUAUGCGUGUGCGCAGAAGCCAUAGCACUGUACUUGGGGGAGCGCAGAACCUAUGUGGGCAUAGCAGUGUGGCUGUUCUCAGCUGAGCUCGGCUCACUCGAGAGGAGUCACUGGAGCACAGAUAACUCAAGAUAACUCUGUAGUGAAGGCAGACCCGGUGAGAUUGGCAGGCCUCAGUCCCAGCGGUACCAGGAACAGCACUUCAAGGGGAAGGCAUUGGGCCAGCUCUACCUCCCGCCCCACUGCCAACCAGUUCUGCCUCGAUGGCCCCGCACGGCCACCUUCUUCCACACUCUGCCCUACUCAGAGGCACCCAGCCUCACCAGCGCUUCAGAGCCCUCUAUCAUCUCUCCCCAGCAGCUGCGUGUAACCGGGGCCCAAGCCUGCUGCAUUGACUCCCUGCCUCCCGCUCACCUGACUGGCUCUUCCAGCUGACUCUGAUCUCAGCCUAAGCAUUUAUGUUCUCCGUGUACAUUUCUGUAUUUAGUCAUCGCCCCCCGGUUUUCUGCUCCUGUCCUGCUAACUCUUUCUGUUUGCUGUCCUGUCUCUAGUACGUUGCGUUGUCCAGACCACACCAUUGCUCCCUGGCUCAGCUGCCCAUCAGCACAACCGCUGAUUCAGUUCUAUUGGUGUGAGAUUUUGAUCAGACGACCCCAAUCCUGCACUGAGCUCCACAUGGGCAGAUUCCUCCGGCGUGCUGCCUGGCUACUGGGGUCCCCAAGCGUAGCUCAGUGCAAGAUUGGGGCUUUAAUUUUAAAUCUUCUGAUCUUCCCUACCUCAUUGGUUGCCCUUCUGAAUUGCUGGUAUUUUUUAUUUAUUUCCUGCUGAUUUGAUUGUAAUGUACUGAAGAGCACUCCUUGUCAAUCAGCCACGGCUCUGCACACUUCAUUACCUCUCUCUCCCUGUUCCUUUGGCUCAGUUAAACCCACUCUCUUGGUUUGGCCCUUGUGUAGCUGCCCAUUGCCAUUCUCACUGUUGUCCCCCUGGCUUCUCGCCCUGUCGAGUCCCAACUCACUGCGAUGAUGUUUUAUCAGUCUCCCUGGCUGGAUUUAGUUUCUGGCUGAGAACAGGGAGAAGGGGUGGAAAGUGGGACCUGCGUGGUGGUGGCAGGUAUCUAGCACUCCUAGGAAAAGCUAAGGGGUGCGUCAGGACACUUGGUAACACAUGUGAUCCAAGGACAGCCCUUACAUCUCCAGCUGCAACCCGGUGCCGCUCUGCUUUUCUCCCUGCAGCCUAGCCAGCAGUACACCAUGGGAAUAAGUGGCCCAGCGAUUCACAGGGGCAGUUUUACUAUUACAGCGUUUACAUUGGUAAGUGAAGAACACUUGCCAUCCCCACACAAUUUCCUUGUUGGGGAGGCAACAUUUGGAGGAACCCAGUCCAAGAUGUUGCAGGGGGAAGAACCAGGGUAGCUAGAACUGAUGCAGGCCCCGCAUCUUUGCAUCCACACUGAGUGCCUGAGAGAGUUACUCUCACUUGGGAGUAGCUGUCCUGCUGUUCCUAUGUAGAUGUUGAGAUACCCUGUAGUUUUGGGCUCCAUGAGCCAGCAAAGCAAAACCGGACUUUAGACUUCAACUUCCACUGUGGAUGGUGAGUCCUGUGUGUUGUGACUGGAUGUCUGCUUCCCUGCAGCUCCAGAGGGGCUAAGGAGCCCACAGCACAUAGGCCACAUGUACAGGUGGAAAAUGAGGACCUGUAAUUCAUCAGUGUAGCUCCAUUGGCAGAAGCAAAAGUGGAAACUGUAGUGUAGACAGGACUUUGGCAUUGUUACCACUGUGUCAUCAACCCCUAACCAGCAAGUGACUUAUCUCUCUUUCCAAAUACCAAAAAGCUCUGAUGGAAGAAGGGGCUCUGAGAGCAUCAGAGAAGAUAUGCAAGCUUCUGCUGAGAAAUUUCAGCUCCUACUAUGAUCUGCCCAUUCCUGGAUGCACACCUUCAACACCGGUCUCUCUGGGUUGCUACCUCCACGCUUCCUCUCUGGACACUUCCCUGUCAAUAGUGGGUGAUCCUGGCUUUUUUAACUAUUUAAAGGGCCUUGCAGAUCUCUUCAAAACCUGAUUGACUACACCUCGGUCUCCUGGGUUUGAAAAGCUACUAACCCCAAUAAAUGCAAUAUACAUAAUAGUGUUCAGUAACCCUGCUACGUCUCUGCAGGAGGGAAAGCCUAAUCCGAUAACAGCCCAGCCAUGCUUCUCUUCCUGAUCGCAAUCUACCCCCUCUGCACGCCUGCUCCCUGUCUCUUUCAGAGCCACCCAACAAUCUUCACAUUAAGCCCCCAAAAGCUCCAAACAAGAUGUCUAGAGUGGCCCUCCAUGAGUCCCAGCUUCUAUGUCUCUGGGCACCCAGUAGUCCAUGUUCUUGGUGCCACAACAUACCUCAUCACAGAGUUUCACUUAACAGUUAUAACACCAUCUCAUAUCUCACAAUUUCAUGUUAACAUAGUCCCUUCUCUACAACUCCAGUGAAUAUGGAGGGAGGAGAGGAUGAUCCAAGUGCAAUACAUCAAAGUUUGGCAUCAAACAUGGGAAAGUUGCAUGGUCCAGCUCCUGCACUCCCAUCACUGGAGCUCCUGAACCCCCAUAAGGGGAGGACACUGAGGCUAUGUCUUCACUGACAAAAAGGGGGGGGGGUUAACAGUAGGAUAAUUGAGGUGUAUUAGCUCUCAUGCUGUACACACACAGUGGAGUUACUGUGAGGUAAACCAGGCAAAGUCAACCAUGGGCAGGGGGCUUCGUUCUGACCUCACCCAUCUGCCUUUUGAACACUAUAAGCAGCUUGUCUCCACUUAGGAUUUUACAACACAAUAAUUAUCCCCAAUUGUUAUCUCGCUGUUUAAAAAACGGGCACCACUGUAAAAUACACAGUAAGCACAAGGCAAUGCCUUGGGAUUAGCCAUGAUAAGAAGAGGCAUGCAGAUAGAUCUCAUCCUCCCCCGAAAGGCACAUAAAGUUCACACUGCAUAGAAAAAUGAGUGACUCUUAAGAAGCCAUCCUGGCACAGCUCUAGGCAGGUGCUCAGAUACUCCCUGGAGAGACUCUAUGUGAACCUAAGACUGGCCACACUGGAUCAGACCA